Gongylonema pulchrum is the source of this 312-nucleotide messenger RNA. The record is from the annotation of a GenBank genome assembly. NCBI's taxonomy places the organism in Eukaryota, Metazoa, Nematoda, Chromadorea, Rhabditida, Gongylonematidae.
AUGUUCGGGAGCUUGACGGUGGAGCGGGCUCGGCAGCUGCUUCAAGAGACAUGUGGCAAUUUGGAGGAGGCGAUUGAGGUGGCGUUCGAGGAGACCAACGACAUGCCAACUGCCUCAUCUUCAAGCUCAGACUUACUCGAGCCGAAUAAUCUUAGCCCAUCCGAAAAUGGCUGCCCCUCACCGGAUCAUCUCGACCCAUCCCAAAACGGUUGCCCUUCGCCGGCGCCCAGUUCGUCGUCCGUUGCGGCCGCAUAUCGUUUCCUUCUAAAUGACGCCCCGUCGAAUAGGCCGGAACGAGCGAAUACAGAGUAG